Molecule: messenger RNA, 1692 nt
Organism: Magnolia sinica
Lineage: Eukaryota; Viridiplantae; Streptophyta; Magnoliopsida; Magnoliales; Magnoliaceae
Product: putative disease resistance protein At4g19050
Exons: 2
Coding region: 1-1692 (563 amino acids)
Molecular function (GO): RNA-DNA hybrid ribonuclease activity; nucleic acid binding; protein binding
Source: RefSeq, a predicted model, not a curated record
AUGACCAGACUCCGAGUCCUUGACCUUUCUUCUACGAGCAUCUCUUCCCUGCCAUCGUCCAUGUCCUGCCUUCACGAAUUACGGUUGUUGAAGAUUCGAAGCUGCUGCAAGCUAGAGGUUGUUCCUGCAUUCUUAAAGGAUAUGCAGAAGCUUGAGAUCCUUGAUCUCCAUCAAACUCCCUUGACGAAGACGAUGGAGGUAUCCUUCCACAACAUGCAAAGCCUCCGACGUCUCGACAUAUCGGGUGCCUGCACCCUCAAAAGGCUCUCACUCAAGGGUUGUCAUUCUCUACUAACAGUGGUUAGUCUGGAGAAACUUUCAAAACUUGAGGCACUUGAUCUUUCAGGCACGAAAAUGGAAGAGCUCCCGGAUGAAAUUUUCAAUCUGACUAGCAUGCGGUGCCUGGAUCUGUUGGGAAUGGAGCAUCUGAAGAUGAUUGACUGGAGAAAUAUACAUCGGCUUCCAGAAAAAUUAAAUUGGGAUCGUUGUGGCUUGGACUUGAUGCAUGAACCGCACCAAGACAGCAGCAGACGUCGCAUCUCGGUCAGUGAUGCUGGUGUUUUCAAGUCUUUGGGCAAAAAAUCGAGACUCUGGAAAUCCUACUUUCUAAAAUUCCAUUUCUUGGUCUGUCCCUGCAAAGCAGGUCGCAAGGAUAUAUGUGCUCAUUUAAAAAGAAACCGAUUUCUCUACCGGCGUAUUUAUUCAAGAUUUGAGCCAUCUUUGAGUUAUGAAAGAAUUCUGGAGGUUUGCGGGGGUAAGAAUUCCCUGGACGGUGUUAUAGGAGUUCUCUCGGUGACAGAAUUCUUUCAUUUGUACGGCAAUGCAUUUGUUAAGGCACUGUCCGAUCUCGGCAUGAAGAUGGACAACUUUAAAGAAUGUUGGAUUGAGAAAUGCCAUCAAUUGGAGUAUCUGGUUGUCGGAAGAACGGCAGACGUUGAUGCAGUGGUCUGUUUAGAGAAUCUAAGGGUGUCCGAUCUUGCCAAAUUAAGAACAGUGUGCCGGGGGGAGUUGGGAAGAGGGAGCUUCGCAUGUCUAAAGAAUAUAUAUUUGGAAUGUUGCCCGAAGCUCAUCUACUUCUUCUCUUCAAGCAUUCGGUUACAGAAUCUCAAAUUACUUGAAAUAAAAUUCUGUUGUAGACUGGAGAAGGUUUUUGAAGAAGACAAUGUUGCAGGGCAAAAUGCAUUUCCACAGCUAGUUGAUUUACGUCUUUGGGAGCUACGCAAGCUAAAAAGCAUUUGUGGUGGCCACUUGCCGAUGCUGAAGAAGUUGAAGAUUCGAGGAUGCCCGAUGCUGGAGAGGCUUCCUUUCAAUAACACAAAUGAUUCUACAGCAGAGGUCGAGAUCCAAGCUGUUGAUGGUUCCUCUCGCAGGAACCCAGGCAGGAGUGGAAGCAGAGGAGUCUGCAGAGACCACUUAGGAUGCCUGAUCUUUGCUUUUCACCAAUCUUAUGGUAUCUCAUCCGACAUAGAAGCAGAGUCAAGGGCCAUUUUGGACAGUAUUAAGAUAUGUAAACAGUUUAACCUAUCAAAUGUAAACAUUGAAUUAGAUUCCCUAGUGGCAACAGAGGCCAUUCUCAACCAUCAUAGCAUCCCCUGUAAGAUCUGGUAUAUUGUGGGUGACAUCAAGAAGGAGCUUGAAUGCUUGGACUUCUCCAUCUCACAUGUUUAUAGAGAGAGCAAAUGCAGCGGAUGA